Messenger RNA from Girardinichthys multiradiatus, 1570 nucleotides. RefSeq names its product migration and invasion inhibitory protein (gene miip). Lineage: Eukaryota; Metazoa; Chordata; Actinopteri; Cyprinodontiformes; Goodeidae. The transcript has 9 exons. The coding region runs from base 116 to 1297 and encodes 393 amino acids. Gene Ontology annotation, biological process: negative regulation of G2/M transition of mitotic cell cycle; negative regulation of cell migration. The record is from RefSeq and is a predicted model, not a curated record.
UGCGUUGUUAUGGACGUGGUGGAGUCUGCGCGUUUGAAACACAACAGUUGUUAAUCCAUAGUACGUGUGUUUUAUAAGUUGCUAAAGGUAGUUUUAGUUUCCAUAACCUUCAAAAAUGUCGACAGAUCGAAUAGUAGUUCUACGAGAACGUAACAAAUAUUUGUUAAAGCAGCUGAGGCAACAAAGAGAGAAGCUGGAGCGGAUGAGCGGCAGCAGUUUGAGCCGCAAGAGGGGGAGAGAGGACGAGGAAGUGGAUGAGAAGGAGGAGAGGAGGCAUCCCGAAGUGAUGGGAGACCGAAGUCCUGCAAGGGCAACCCUUGUCCAACCACCAUUCAGAUUUACUGAUACCGAAGAGAUGCACAUAGGUCCCCCUUCCAAUUCCUCCAGUCAUUCUGGGACCUCUAGACGAAGAGUACCUGCUGUACCUACAACACUGACAGACAGCCACAGGAAUCCUCAAGACUAUUACACACCAGCAGACCCCAGGCCACUCAGUAUCCAGUCUUUCGGAGUUAUGCACAAUAAACUCCAGGUCCAAAGUCGAGUCAGGUUUCAGUCGGAUGAAUUUGAAAACAAGCCUGCAUCAGACAGACAUCACGUGCAGCCUUUACUUGGGUAUGAUUGGAUAGCAGGAGUACUAGAUACUGAGGACUCCUUGGCAGAGCGUUCUGACGAGUUCUUCAAUGAUCUCCGCAUGUUUCGAUCGAUCAAUAAAGACAAGUGUAUUCACCCUGGACCAGCAGAAUCUUUUGAGGAAAACCAUCUUUUCCCACCACUCCUAACAGAUGAGGACGAUAGAGCAGCGAACACAGACACGCACCAGUGUACAUUUUCCUACAGGAUCAACAGCAGGCUGUUUCCUGUCCCACUCCACUCUCAGGAAUGCUGCCCAGUGUGCAAAAAGUACAAAUCCUCCCACCCUCACACUGCAGCAGAACCAGCUCUGAUCAGGGUCAGCAUUCCUCGCACCAACCUCCUGCCACCUUACAAGUACAAUGCUCAUCGGCGAAGCAGCUUUGAUCCUUCAGACAGUUUGGGAUUACCAUCACACUGUCUCUCAGGAUGGUCAAAUGCAGGUCAGAACAUCCUGCCGCCACCCAGCAACCUCGACCUGCGGAGCAGUAUUAGAACAAAGAACUCUGAUGGCUCCCUGAGCCAAGAACUGCAGGACCUAUCUUCACCCAGAAGGCACCAAAACCUUGAGCAGAUCUCUGAUGUGUGUCGUUUGGCUCAUUAUAACUUUCAGCACUUCUCUCCAAAGAGAAAGCCAAGAGGCCCUUCUUUCAAUGUAGGGUGACAGAUCAUCUAUGGAUUUGUAAAGGAUCAAAAUCCGAGAAGCUUCAACAUCAUCAUCAACCAAAACCGCUUACAUUUACAUUUUUAGUGGAUCACCGUCUGUUUCCUCCAGAUGUUUUUCUUGUACAUUUGUUUUAAACAGGGAACUAAACAUAAAGUCCAUCAUGUGUUGUAAAUGUGUUGGAAAAUUAGCCAACUCAAAAAUCAUGUUGCUUCAUAGUUCCUUUUUUUUUUUUUUUUUUGCUUAAGUGAAUUAAAUCUCAAGCAGACAUAA